GUGCUUUCACUCAUUAGGACUGCAGCUGGGGCAGUCCCUGCCAAAACACUGUGGUUUAGUGCAGGAAGACAAGCACAGCUGGCAGCCGUUAGGUAAGAGAACAUGGGUGGUUCCUCCUGCCCUUCUGUUUCUUAAUCUUACUGCAAACCUUGCUGUUUUAUCUACCCAUUGCACCAGGAGGAGUGAACACAACAGCUGGGGAAGGGGAGAAAGAGGAGGUACACCUCUUGUGUGUGUUCCCUUUUUAGGGCCAUGCUCUACCCCGUGUCUUCCACAAAGCAAGGAACGGUCACAGAAUUUAAGCAGCUUCCAGUGCAAAGGGCACAGACCUGGCACCUGAUUCUGGAUGUGUCCCUGCUGCCCCAGCUCCCGCUUUAAAGCACCCACAAGCACUGAGCUUGGCAGGAUGUGCAGCCUUGCACUCACCUGUACAACCCUUCUCCCAGUCUGUGCAGCUCCUUAUAGCCAGUGCUGCUGACACCCUGAACAGCAUUUCACCACGCAGCUAUACUGAUGGAGAAUGACACAUCUGUUCAUGUCUCACCCCACCUGGCUCUGCAUGGGGAUGCUGGUGCGUGGCUCCUUUCUGAUGGGGACUGCAGUGCUGUGGCACAUGCAGUGUGGCCGAGUGCUGGGGAUGGUUCAAUCUCCGAUUUCAAAAUUGGAUUCAUUCUUGUAAAUGUAAAGCAGAAGGCAACGCUGUGUGUUCCCUGCCCCUUAGCCAAACAGCUGCCCAAACAGUACUUUAACCCAGGCUCUGGGCGUGUUUUGCCUUAAAUCAACACGGGAAGUUCCUGACACCCGUCCUCCAUGCCUGCACCCACUCGGUGUUGGGGGCCCACUACAGCACCACCAUGCGCUUCUUCCUCCGUGUCAUCAUUGUAGCCACCCUGGGCAUCACCACCCUUGUGACCUGGAAGCUGCUCCUCUGGACCCCAAUAUCUGGCCAAGAAGGUGACCUGGCCCCCAAGGCAGAGGAGGAUUUCACUCUGACACUAGAUACCUUCCUCCAUGUUCAGCAGCUCAGGAAGAAAAGCCUGAAGGCUUUCUGCAGCCAGCCAGGCAAAGCCACCAUGCUCCAGACAAGCUGGGAGGAGAGAGCUCAUCUGCUCUCCAGGGUGAGGGUGAGCACCAAGCUGAACUUCCUCUACUGCCAGGUGCCAGCAACAGGGGUGGAGGGAUGGCAGCAGCUGCUGGAACAGCUGGAAGAGAAAGAAAACUGGACACUCACAGCACCGCUUCCCUACCCUCAGCAGCACACCCCGCAGACAGAGAUGAGCAAACUCAACCUGAGCACAAUAGAGGCUGUGAUAGGGUCCUACACUAAAGUGCUCUUUGUCAGGGACCCCUUCCAGAGGCUGAUCGCUGCUUACCUGCAAAGCAUGCCCAGCGGCUCUUCUUUCAGCAGCUUUGUCCAGGAAGCUUUAGACACGGGACUGCAAAAUGCCAGCACGGCCUGGAAACCACUCGUCAGCCUGUGCCUGCCCUGCCUCAUUCAGUACGACUACGUGCUGAUGUUUGGCUUCCUGAAGCAGGAGCUGGGCCACCUGCUGCAGCGUGCCAGGCUGAAGGCUAAUAUCCACCUCCCCGAGCUCACCGACCGCCAUGUGCUAUGGACUUACAGCUGGCUGUCCAAGCAGCUGUUCAGCGAGCUGACCCUCCAGCAGAAGCAGCAGCUGGCUCAUUUCUACCGCUGGGACCUUUCUGCUUUCCCAUUUUCUCAUAGCUUGCUGUCAGACCAUCACAGCACCCCAGAGAGCUGGUAGGAAUGCUCCAUCUGGAGGGACCAUUUCAGAAUGCAUUAAUUCAAGUGCUGUGAACUAGAUGAACUCUUGAAGAACCUCAACUCCAUGCUAUGUGCUUGUCCAUGCCAUAGCUUCAACUGACAAGGAAGAGAACUGAGAUUGGCCACUGACACGGACAAGGCAUCAAUGCCUUUAAACUGCUAAGUCGCAUUACAAGGUACAGGACCAAGCACUGGAGAAACACAUGGUUUUGGGAUGGCAUUGGAGCUUAGAAAACUGCAUACCCACUGUGGCGGAUUGAAUAGCUUCCUGCAAACCCAGCACUUGAGGGCCUCCUCAUGGGCACUGAAUGCACUCCCAAUCCUCACAAGCCACCAAGGGCCCUUUCGCCCUUCCACAGGUUCCCAAACAUAUACAAUUCCCUUACUUUCAGCAGAACUAAGUGUUGCCUUGGAAAGGUAGUGAGGCCAUAGCAUUAAGCUGGGAGACUGACCCUAGAGAGCACCCAGAGCCAAUCCAAGAGCUUUGCCCUUGCCCUGUCCCUCACGCAGGCUGUUAUAAAUCACCUCGGGAACAACAAUCAGUAACACUUCAUUCCUCCCAGGUCCUUUCUCUGACGUCCUCUGUUGUUUAAAAGAUGAGGGGAAAAAGGAAAUAGGCCAAAUGUGUCAAAUGAAUCAGUAUCUUGUUGGAAACCUUAGCAUCUCUCGUUUUCAUCUUUAAUCAGAGAGGACAAGAUAGCACAUCAACUAAAAUUCCAUCCAUUCCCUGGCAUAGCCCUAGGCUUGCUGUAGACAAAGACAUCCUCUUUAAUUUAGGAUAAAUCAGCUAUUGGUCACAUUUUAAGAUCUCCCUUUGAACCACUGCCAUUACAUAUGUAAGACCCUCAUCACAGUUAGCUAACAUCAACAUUCCUCCUUAUCUUCCUCUCUGUAGUGGCAUGUGCUAAGGGGUCAUAGUAGGUCCAGCCCACUGUCUGUCCAGGUUCAGUGCUUUUAAGUCCCUUUUGGACUAAGAACAGGUGAUAAGGUGAUAAUUCUCCCCUAGUACAAUAACCAUGCAACUUCAUAUUGUCUUGCAAUGAGUGUCUCCCAUCCUUGCAGCAAUUCUAAAUGAAGCUUGUAGGAUUUCCAGUUACAUCUAGAUAAUGUUAUCUUCUACUCACUCUUCAUUUGAAUCUACAACACAGCUAUAAUCUGGCAGCCAUCUUCUCUCCUAGAGGAAACAGAGUGGGAAAUUAAAGUGUGAAAAAUCUAUGAAUCACAGUAGCUGAACCACCUGAACAUGGAUUGUUUUCUUCCAUUAUAGUCCCACUGCCUUGUGGUCCCUCUGUUAUAAGCCUGGUUUCACAGGGAGAGUUCACUUCCCAAGCUUUCCAUUCACACAUGCCGAGACUAUGGCUUAAAGAUCACCGGCUCAGCAGAAGGGUGCUGUAAAGGGGAGAAAAAAAGCUGCAAUAAGCAAGAGCAAGAACAAAUGAGGGUUUGGACUUGGGUUCAGGUGUUCCCUUCAAGACAGGUGACUGCACCACUGAAGAUCUGUUCUGAGAGGCUGCUGUAUGAGCUGAGAUGUCUGUGUCUCAUGGCAUCGGGUCAGAUGCCGUGCCUGGCUCUAAAUGAAGGUCAGAUGGUAAGCACUCAAAUGGACUGAGAAUAUGAACAGUUGUCAUUCUCAGUCCUGCUAUGUGACUUCUCCCAUGUGGAUUAAUAACAUCUAAAGACAGAAUAAAACAGCAAAAGAAGCAAAACGUGAAAAUUCAGAUGCAAGAUCUUGGCACCGCAGAUCUGGGGAAAUAACACUGCUGAAAGUGGCAAUCACAGUAGCGUCCCUACUGCCAGGGAAAUGCAAUGAGAACUUCAGGAGAAGACAGAGCAGCAGCGUGCAGGCUACUUCUGUUCCUGUUUACAACAAAGAGCAGCACUCAUGUUUCUGGGAAAGAACGGAAAAGCAUCCUGAACACAGAGUAAAGCCUACAUAAUAAAUUCAACUACUCUGA
This is a messenger RNA of Coturnix japonica (Japanese quail), 3741 nucleotides long. RefSeq names its product carbohydrate sulfotransferase 9-like. Gene Ontology annotation, cellular component: membrane. Gene Ontology annotation, biological process: carbohydrate biosynthetic process; dermatan sulfate proteoglycan metabolic process. NCBI's taxonomy places the organism in Eukaryota, Metazoa, Chordata, Aves, Galliformes, Phasianidae. The record is from RefSeq and is a predicted model, not a curated record. Gene Ontology annotation, molecular function: sulfotransferase activity.